AUGAAACGGGCCAACACAUCUACUUCCACUCCUAAGAUCAUUCUCAAACCGCGCCUCGCGCCAACGCCAGCUACGCCGUCUGUUGUAGAUGAAGAUGACGACGACUCCAUCGAAGAGGGCGAACUCCAGACCAAGAGAGAGGAUUCAGAGGGUGUGCUUGACGAAGAUGAACCUGGCGAUGAUGAACCCGAAGAAGGUGCUGUCGAGGGUGAAGGCGAUGAAGGCGAAGGCAGCGGAGCGGAGGAGACUGGGCUUGAAGGCGUUGAGCCACGACCGUUCCCUCGGCCCCGGGGACGCCCGCGUGGAAGAGGUCGAGGUGCUGCUCCCACUGGUCCCAGCCGCCCGAGAGGACGCGGGAGAGGAAGGGGACGAGGGCGAGGGCGGGGUCGUGGGGCUUUGACUAUUCGGCUACCAAAGCGCGACGGCGAAGAGGCUGACGAAGCUGAAGCCGAGGAGGGGGAGCAGGACGGGCGACCAUUCAUGCGAGUUGGGGGGAAGGUAUACUUUAUUGACGGCGAUGAGUUCGUCACAGACCCGGAUGAGAAAGGUGACGAGAAGGUUGAUGCGGAUGGCAAUCUGCUAGGAGGUCGUAAGUUUAAAUGUCAUACCUUCGUGCUACCCCAGCGGCACCCAAGCCGGCAGUACAUGCUCGCCAUCGACGCCGCGCGUGCGUCAGGGUUUCGUGAUUCUCUGUACUUCUUCCGACGCAAUCCGCUCGCGCUCAAGCUCUCCGCAACGCAACCCGAAAAGGAGUUCCUCAUCGCCGCAGGGAAGCUCGGUGCGCACCUGAAAACGCGCAGCGUCACCCUUGUCACCGCACGUAGUGCCUAUAAGCUUCAUGGCGCCAAGUUGAUACUAGAGGGCCGCUGGAUCACAGACGACUACUACGAAGCGAAAUCUCUUACUGAAAUCACAGAAAAAGGACUCAAGCCAGGCGACCUCGUCGGCGAGCUUCCGGACCCCCUGGGUGCCUCAUCUCAAUCCGCACCUUCAGGCACGCAGCCCGCCACCUCGACGUCAUCAGGUAUAUAUCGAGCGGGAGGGCCUACAACCAUUUUCGGGAGCACUGGUUGGGGGCCGUUUAGUGAUGGACCACACAGCGCGGUGCGCAAAUCGCUCUUAACAAGGGAGGGGCUCACGGAAGAGAAUUGGAUGUCGGAGACUGCGAGACGCGUCGGGGAUGCUGGUGAGGAAUGGGCGCGGAUGAGAAGGGAGGCAAGGGUCGCAUGUGGUGGAAUUCUUGGGGAUGGACUAGACAAGGGAAAGGGGAAGGAAUCGCUGGCGGCUGAAGGAGAGGAUAAGCGAGGGGCAACUGAGGAGCUGGAGGGUGCGGAGAGGAAGAGAGCUAGAGCGGAGGAGUCACAGUAUCCGCUUGGUGUGUACGAGCCACACACAGGACUGGUGCAUUAUCGCACAGACACGCAACCUACUCGCUGUCAUUGGGAACAAGUUGGACAGCGGAAGAUGCUUCGGGGAACGAAGGCAGGGAAUGGCGCUUGGGCGCUUGCAUGGGUCGAUACACACAUCGAGCUACCCACACCGGAAGAAGCGGAUCCAUAUGCACAAAGAAGAGCAGAAAUUUUGGAGGCCGUAAUGGAGAUGUAUUAG
Molecule: messenger RNA, 1608 nt
Organism: Suillus clintonianus
Lineage: Eukaryota; Fungi; Basidiomycota; Agaricomycetes; Boletales; Suillaceae
Product: chromatin remodelling complex Rsc7/Swp82 subunit-domain-containing protein
Exons: 4
Coding region: 1-1608 (535 amino acids)
Source: RefSeq, a predicted model, not a curated record